AGGAAUCCAGACAGGAUUAUCAACAGCAGACGCCGCCAAGCGAUAUUUCUGGCUUUAGUUUACCUUCACCGGUCGGACUGCAUCGACAUUUCCAUCUAGACCAACGUGAGGAGAGAGGGACCUUUGUAUGGCAGCUGGCUGCUGGCCCUCCUCUCUCCCGGUACCGUGCAGCUGUAGCAUCCGUCGUCACAGCCUCCAAACUGACGGGAUGACUGAGAGAACCGAGCCCCCUCACACACCAACACGAGGUCAGGGUGAGCCCCACAUCACAUUAGCAGCUGGUGGACAGUGUGGAUGAGUGAACCCAGGAGCUGUGGUUGACCCUGUCCUUCACUAGGGUGCUGACUUGAGUAGAUGUAUACAUAAUAUUUUUUCUUUAAUAUUUGAGCAGUAACCCAGGAUAUGCUGCGGCCUUCAUCAGGGUAAAUCUGGAAAGCAGAGGCAAUCACAGAGUUGCAGUCUUGUGUACAGAUAUAUCAUCAGGUCAUCCACAGAGAGGGUUUGAUCAUCCACAUUAUGAUGGUGGGAGUCCCCAUCACCUCAUGCCUCAGGACUCCUGCGGUCUAACAGACAUCUUGGUUCCCCUGUGGGAAAGACCAGAGCAACUGGAGCACGGUGGUCUGUCAGCACCAUGGACUACCAUGCUGAGUGCUGCUUCUGCGACCCAGAGGACGGUCAUGGUGGCCCGGAUGAGCCACCGCUCCACAGUAUCCACGCGCCCAACCGGAUCCGCCCGUCCUCGUACCGAGCCCUCAGGAGCGCCGUGUCCAGCCUGGCCCGCAUCGACGACUUCUUCUGUGAGAAGAUUGGUUCAGGAUUCUUCUCUGAGGUCUUCAAGGUGCAGCAUCGAAUCACAGGGCAGGUGAUGGCACUGAAAAUGAACACGCUGGCUAGCAACAAAGCUAACAUGCUACGAGAAGUUCAGCUCAUGAACAGGCUCUGCCACCCCAAUAUACUCAGGUUCCUUGGGGUUUGUGUGCAUGAAGGUCAACUCCACGCUCUGACUGAGUAUAUAAAUGGAGGUAACCUGGAGCAGCUUCUAGACAGUGAUCUGCACCUGUCGUGGGACAUCAGGAUCCGUCUGUCUCUGGACAUCGCCCGGGGGCUGCAGUACCUGCACAGCAAGGGCAUAUUCCACAGAGACCUCACCUCCAAGAACUGUCUGGUCCGCUGUGACAAUGGCAUGUUCACUGCAGUGGUGGGAGACUUCGGCCUGGCAGAGAAGAUCCCUGAUUACAGUGACGGUGUGGAGAAGCAGCCUCUGGCUAUCGUGGGCUCCCCGUACUGGAUGGCUCCUGAAGUCCUGAGGGGAGAGCUGUACGAUGAGAAGGUGGAUGUGUUUGCGUACGGCAUCAUCCUGUGUGAAAUCAUCGCCCGGAUUGAAGCUGAUCCUGACUUCUUACCCAGGACAGAGGACUUUGGUCUGGAUGUGGAUGCAUUUGAGAACAUGGUUGGGGACUGUCCACCUGCGUUCUUUAGCCUCGCGGUCACCUGCUGUAACAUGAGUGCAGAAAGGCGCCCCACGUUCGCUGACAUUGUCUUCACACUGGAGCGCAUGGAGAUUGAGGAGGAGAGUGAGAAGCCCGUCGAACUCGAGCCGGUGGCAGUGGACGUCAGCCCCUACCGGCGCCGCAGCUCUCCAUGCCACCCCGCUGACCGCAGCCAGCAACGGCAAGGAUUGGCGAGGAGCCAGUCAGACAUGUUACCCCCGGCGACCCUGACCCCCCCUCUCCUGGGUACCCCUGCGAGGGUCAACCCCUUCUCUCUCAGACAGGACCUUAACGGGGGGCGGUGUAAACUCUUAGACACACCCAGCAAGUCCGUCAUCUCCCUGACCUUCACUCUCCCAGCGCUUCGCGACCUGUGCGCCUCCCCUCAUCUUCUCAGAGGGACGCCGGGGAUGCGACCGCCGCAGAGGAGGUGCCAGUCGCUCCCUUGCACCCCAGAGCUCAGCCGGACUGUAGCCUCGCCAAGAGACACGGAGGGGAAGGAGGAGGACAAGGACAAGGACAUCAGAGUGGCAGAGGAUGUGGAGGACAGGAGCGAGAAGACAGAGUUGUCAGAGAGGGUGGAUGAGAGGCUGCAGGUGGAGGUAACUGAGAGGAGAGAGCUGUUACGGGAGGAGGCGGGACUGGGGGAGGAUUCAGGUCUUCCUGUGGAGUUGGAGAUGGUCUCUCUGGAGCGGCUGGAAGAGGAGGACGAGGACGAGGAGAGUGUGAGUCUAACAGAACCCAUGGACUGCACCAAGUCUCCAGAGCCGGCAGAAGGAAUCCUGGACUGCAUACCAGGAAGACCCCUGCUCACCUCCUCCUCCUCCUCCUGCUCCUCUGUACGAACCAAUGGCUGGCGACUUCCCAUCUGCAACGGACCGCGCUCCUCGCCUCCUCUGCCACGGCUGGACAACAACAACGGUUCAGCCCUCGUGAUUGGCCAGCAGGUGCAAUGGGGUGGGGGAGGGCAGGCUAAUGGUUACAAUGGAGCCCAGGUCCUGUCCUCAGACCCUGGCGGCCCCGCUGAGCAGGAUGAGGUCAUUUCCUGUCCAGGCUGCUGUCUGGUAGGUCUGAGUUUCCCCUCAGUGUGCCUCCGUGGUUCAGCUGCCGUGCCUGCCCCCCGCCGAAGGGCUUCGUUACCACGGCAGCGACCCUACCGCAACCUCAACGGUACCAUCACCGGUGGCAGCACUUCGUCGUCAGCAGUAGCCGCCAUGGCAACCAAAGCUCUGCUGUGUCGCAGCACAAAUGGUCUGGUAGUGGCCGGGCCCUCGGUGCCAUGUGAGCCUGGCCGCUCACUGCCAGAGGCCCAGACUUAGACCCGCUCAGAGGGGGACGGACAGACACGGCCCCUGGCCUCUGAGAUGUGAAUUUAAAAAACAGGGAAGCAUGUUAGAGUGCCACCUGGUAGGCUGGAGGAGUAAACACAACAAAUCAAUGUGACAGUGAAGAAGGAGGAGGCGGGAGGUGGAAUGAACUCAGCUGGACCGGAAGGGGGCCAAAGGUCAUGGUCAGGGUCAACUACACAUCACUGCUGCUAGAAAAGGUGCUGACCCAAACAGAGCAGCUAGUCCGACCAACAGCGACAAGCUCUUUCUCUGCUGAACCACAUCAAACCCAACUCAACCGGCACUCCACUGUGCCGGCCUCAGUCCUGCAGGCCGACAUGACUGAGUGAACAACUUAUAGAUUACUGUCAGUUUAUUAUAACCUGGCUCUUAUUUUUGUAGUUCUGGCCAGUGGAGCGAGCAACAUUCAGAUGAGUCUGAUUUGUAAGAGAAACAGAUGGUGGACAGGAGAAUAAUGUGCAUGACUGUCCAUUGUAAACAUCCAUGACAGUUUACAGACCUCUGUCCUCUCUCAACAACGUCACCAUCAUGGAUAUAAAUGCUGGUCAAAGCUACAAAAAUAGGUCCCUUAUAACUAAUACAGCUAAUAAACAGGGAUUAUCCUUUACUAGUACAGAUGUCUUUGGUAACAGGUAAUUCACUGUCCCUCGCUUUAUGGAGGACGUUUGGUAGAACUGCUGUUGUGCACUGCAGUCCAGGUUCUUGGUGGCAGGAACAGAAAAUGACAGAGUGAAUGUGGUUUACCUCUGCCAGCACAGUGUGACUGCGGGUGAUGUGCACCUGCAGCACAGUUUUUGAUUCUAUUUAACUGAUUAACAUUAGCUACAGGGGGAAUAUUUAUAAAAAUGAAUAAAGAUUAACUUACAUUUACAUUUAUUUAU
This is a messenger RNA of Seriola dumerili (greater amberjack), 3720 nucleotides long. RefSeq names its product dual specificity testis-specific protein kinase 2-like. The record is from RefSeq and is a predicted model, not a curated record. NCBI's taxonomy places the organism in Eukaryota, Metazoa, Chordata, Actinopteri, Carangiformes, Carangidae. Gene Ontology annotation, cellular component: nucleus; cytoplasm. The transcript is spliced from 12 exons. Gene Ontology annotation, biological process: actin cytoskeleton organization; positive regulation of stress fiber assembly; protein phosphorylation. Bases 632 to 2809 code for a protein of 725 amino acids. Gene Ontology annotation, molecular function: ATP binding; protein serine/threonine kinase activity.